AUGCGUGUUUUACUCUUUGCCACUGGCCUUUUUGCGGCCAAUGUAGUUGUCGAAGCUGGCGUGUGUAAGCCCGCGCACACAACUGCCUCACACUCCGAUGCUGUCUCAAGCAUUGAAUCAUCGGCUACUUCCGCUUCUGCCACCGUCAUUGAAACCGUCAGCCUCUCCACGACCGAGACUACCAGCGCCGAGGCUACUGAAACCACGGCACCUGGUACUACGAUGGCCACGACAACCUCAGUAGAAAUUAUUUCUACUUCGGUCACUGAGGCCCCAACAACCACAACCACCGAAGAAGCCUCGGCUACCGUCUCGUCAUCUACAGCUCCCUACUUUACAACAGGCUCAGUCGUCGGUACUGGACCAGUCGCUGGCCUUACUCUACAGGGAGAUGGCCAACGCUUCAUUCCUCUAUCCUUCCAACAAUCUGGUUCAGCUCAAACCUUGAUAUUUAGCAUCGUCAACGGCAAGCUCGCUACAGGCAUUAACAACAACUACCUAUGCUUGAACUACAAGGAUGAAGGUGUUCUUGGGCCUCUUGUGCUGUGCCCAUUCGAUAACUUCGAGAACGCUCCUUUGAACUGCCAACAGUCAUCUGACGGCACGCUUGCAUGUACUGCGCCCAAUGGAUCUUGCAAUUCGUCAGGAACAUGUAGAAGACCUAACGCUGGCGUACCAUUUUCUCAAUUCUAUGUCAAUGACGCUCAGGAAGGCUUUUUCGGCCCUGCAUCUGGAGACUUCGCUGGCUACACUGCACUCAACUUGGUACUUGCUAAAUAA
Messenger RNA from Fusarium pseudograminearum CS3096, 780 nucleotides. RefSeq lists its product as uncharacterized. The record is from RefSeq and is a predicted model, not a curated record. The transcript is spliced from 2 exons. NCBI's taxonomy places the organism in Eukaryota, Fungi, Ascomycota, Sordariomycetes, Hypocreales, Nectriaceae. The coding region runs from base 1 to 780 and encodes 259 amino acids.